UUCCAAAUCAUCAUCAUCAAUACACACAUAAGCGCUUUGCCAAGCCCUUUCUCUCAUUCAAUAUACCGACUAAAAUUUGCAUCAACUUUAAAAAUGCAACUUCCUACAUUCGCUCUUCUUACAAGCAUGAUGCUUGCUACAGUCUCUGCUGUUACCUACAAGACAAACAGCGUCACUGCCGUCUGCGUAAACGGCAACACUCUCUUCUGCAGCGCUGGCGAUGGCAACGGAGGCACCUGUGGGAAUAACAUACCGGAUGGGUUUGACGAAAAGGCUACCAAAGCCAACGAAGCUGUAUGCGUGGGUAAAAAGCUGGCUGAUCCUUGCGCACAGACUGUUGUCUGUCCGUAGGUGUUCACGUGCUGGUUUGGAGGUCUGAGGGGACCAACAGGUUCCAUAGCUCUAGUGCAACCU
Colletotrichum destructivum is the source of this 414-nucleotide messenger RNA. RefSeq lists its product as uncharacterized. The transcript has a single exon. The record is from RefSeq and is a predicted model, not a curated record. Lineage: Eukaryota; Fungi; Ascomycota; Sordariomycetes; Glomerellales; Glomerellaceae. The coding region runs from base 94 to 351 and encodes 85 amino acids.